Spinacia oleracea (spinach) is the source of this 1498-nucleotide messenger RNA. Its product is annotated as glycine-rich cell wall structural protein 1.8. The coding region runs from base 189 to 1196 and encodes 335 amino acids. The record is from RefSeq and is a predicted model, not a curated record. The transcript has 2 exons. Lineage: Eukaryota; Viridiplantae; Streptophyta; Magnoliopsida; Caryophyllales; Amaranthaceae.
GCUUACGCCAUGAUCACAUACACCAUCAUCCAAUCCCAAGUAUAAAAGUCUUUAAACAAAAACCUAGCUCUUCAAAUUCACUACAUUCCUCCAAUCUUUUAACAUACUCUUAAGAAUGGACCGCGGCCUUUUCCACCACCGUAAGAACGAUAAAGACAAACCCUCUGGAAACACCGGCUACGGCUCAAAUGAUACCACUAGUGGGUAUGGCUCCAAUGAAGGCAACCGCUAUGGCUCUGGGGGCUAUGGAGACACAGAAGGCGACCGUUAUGGCUCUGAUAACAAACCCUCUGGAAGCUAUGGAGAGACAGAGGGAAACCGCUAUGGUUCUGGGGGCUAUGGAGAAACUGAGGGUAAUCGUUAUGGCUCCGAUAACAAACCCUCUGGAGGCUAUGGUGAGACAGAGGGCAAUCGCUAUGGCUCUGGGGGCUAUGGAGAAACAGAGGGCAACCGCUAUGGCUCUGAUAACAAAGCCUAUGGUGACUGGUGAGACAGAGGGAAACCGCUAUGGCUCUGGAGGCUAUGGUGAGACAGAGGGCAAUCGCUAUGGCUCUGGAGGCUAUGGAGAGACAGAAGGCAACCGCUAUGGCUCUGGAGGCUAUGGAGAGACGACAGAAGGCAAACGCUAUGGGUCUGGUAACAAACCCUCUGGAGGCUAUGGAGAGACAGAAGGCAACCGUUUUGGGUCCGAUAACAAAGCCUAUGGAGAGACAAAAGACAACCGCUAUGGCUCAUCAGACUAUAACAGUGCUACUGGUGGUGGUGGCGGCUAUGGCUCCAGCGAGGCAACCCGCUACGGCUCUGACAACACCACCGGCAGCGGUGGUGGGUAUGGUGAGUCAGAGCCGAAGGUGUAUGGAGAGAAAGGUGGUUACAAGAAUAGUGAAAGCGGUGAGAGUGAAGAGCCACGAAGGGAUUAUGAUAAGGAAGAGAAGAAACAUAAGCGUGUUGAGCAGAUUAGUGGCCUAGGUGCUGUUGCUUCUGGUGCUUAUGCUCUGUAUGAGAAGCACCAGACAAAGAAGGAUCCGGAGAAUGCACACAGGCACAAGAUUGCUGAAGAAAUAGCUGCGGUGGGCGCAGUCGCGUCCGGUGGGUUUGCUUUCCACGAGCAUCACGAGAAGAAGGGUGUUAAGGAGGACAGAGAGGAGUCCCAACAGUCUGAAGGAAAGGAGAAGAAGAAGCACCAUUUCUUUUAAUUCUUUCUAAUCAACCUUCCUACCUCUCUAAUACGGAGUAGUCUAAUAUAUUUGUGUCUUUUAAUUGGGUUUUAAGGUGUUUUCAUUUUCCAAUUAAACAAAAACAAAAACAAAAUAAGAUGCUUUUAUUGUGGUACUCUUUUUAUCGUUUUUGUCUUAGGGGAAAAGAAAAAUAUAAAGAAAACUAUGCCUUUGUGUUAUGUAUUGUUGUAUCAUUGUCAGCCAAUCAAUGAGACCUAUGUUUCAUGUUUGGCUUUUAUCUUUGUCAAAAAAAUCGGUUUUAUCAGUUGCCCUGAUUCUAA